This is a messenger RNA of Moesziomyces aphidis, 1323 nucleotides long. The record is from the annotation of a GenBank genome assembly. NCBI's taxonomy places the organism in Eukaryota, Fungi, Basidiomycota, Ustilaginomycetes, Ustilaginales, Ustilaginaceae.
AUGCGCUCGCAUACGUUGGCGAGGGCGGUGCUGCGCGCUGCUGCUCGUGGCCCUGCAUCGCGCGCCCUGGUUCGACCGGCGCUUCCCACCGCUGCUAUUGCUGCUCCCCCCGCAUCGCAGUGGGCAUCCGCACAGGCAUUCAGCUCAUCGAGCAGCUCGCUCAAGAAGAAGUCCAAGAAGAGCCUGGUCGUCGAGGAGGAUUUCGCAGCCGAUCAGGAGUCGGACGAGUUUGCGAUCGAGGACGAUGAUCUUUUUGGGAGCGUUGCGGAUGCGGGCACGUCGGCUUCGGCGACGCCUGCAGCGGCCGAGACUUCGCGCGUCGAGAUGGUCAAGGCGCUGGAAGACUACCGCGCGUCGUUGGAGUGGGACGUGCUGGAUGCGGGACGCUUCCCGAGUCUGUCGCGCUUCCGUGCGCUUGCCGGGCGCAUGGGCACGCGCGAGGAGCUCGAGCAGAUGCUCGACAUUGCCAAGGUCUACCGCGACCGCGUGGGCAGUUUGGGGGUCGAGUCCGGUCGAGCACUUGCGUCGCGUGCGGCGAGGAUGCAGCUGCCGGAACUGGCGCUCAACGCGUUCCUGGACAGGUACACGUACGGGCUCGAGUACGAUAUGGAGUCGCUGUAUCUGCUUCAGACGGCGCUGACCAAGAAGCUCAACCGCAACGACCGUGCGGAGCUGCUCGAGAGUGCCGAGUUGCCCGGUGCUCCCACGCACGAGACGGAUCUGUUUGGCGUGGUCCCCUCCGAGACCGCUGCUGUGGAGGGAGAGGAGGGAAAGGCCGAGGCGAUUUCGCGCAAGCACGAGCUGGACAUGCCGCUGGCGCGCGCGCAGAUCAGCCUCAUCGACCGCAUGACCAUGCUCACCACGCUCGCACAGACGCUUCGACCCAACGCUGGCACGUACGAUGCACUGCUCUUGUCGCACCUUCCGCACGCGUACAUUACGACGUUCCGUCUGACGUCGAACCGCAAUGCGCCCACCAACCCGCUGCUGAAGAACGUGUUUGCACGAACGGAUGCGCUGAUUUCCAUGCUCACCAGCGCAGCACACGGGGCACUCACGCAUCCGACGCAAGAGGCGUAUCUGAUGGGCAACGAGACGCUGGUGCGCACACGCAGCGUACGGCUCUACCACAACCUCGCGGCUGCACUGUCCUACGUCGCCAUGCGAGGUACCGACGUCGCCAAACGCGCACAGGAGGAUCCCGUGAAAACCCUCUACACCUACAUGGACCACCUCGCACCCAACCAGGCCAACACGCUCAUCCGCAAGAUCGAGCCGCUUCUGCAAACGUACGAGUCGAAAAAACCGCUGGCCAACGCCUAA